CGAGACCAGCCUUGGUCACCUGGUAUAAAUAGGGUGCCCCAGGACGCGCCCCUCCACAGUCUACUGCCAGGACUCUCUUCCGCAAUAGCCAAGCCAUGAUGAAGGUUCUCCUCAUCCUGUCGGCCCUCGCUGUGACGGCCUUUGGAAGGAUGGCUGGCGUUUUGCCCGGAGGAUUUCGGAUCAACGACGGUUUUUCCUGCGACGGUCGUCCGUAUGGCUUCUAUGCAGACGCUGACAAUGACUGCAAGGCUUAUCACGUCUGUGAGCCUGUGGUGGAUGAAGAUGGGCAGCUUGUGGAAAUGGCCCACUACACGUUCCUCUGUGGCGAAAAAACUGUUUUCGAUCAGGAACAGCUGUCUUGCGCUACACCGGGAGAAGCCUACCCUUGUGCCAACGCUGCUGCCAUUUACGAAGAAACAAACCGCAGACUGCUCAUCGAAGCCGAGGACCAAACCGAACCUUAACCAUAUACUGCUUUUGGACGACCAGAAAUUUCGACGGAGCUUUCUCUCAAUAUUUAUUUAUGAAAAUGCGUCUGUAAAGUAUGGAUGAUGAAUCCAUUAUUAUAAAUGUGUGCCACUUGCAGAAUAUAUGCAUCAUUUAAAC
Molecule: messenger RNA, 606 nt
Organism: Penaeus vannamei (Pacific white shrimp)
Lineage: Eukaryota; Metazoa; Arthropoda; Malacostraca; Decapoda; Penaeidae
Product: U-scoloptoxin(01)-Er1a
Cellular component (GO): extracellular region
Molecular function (GO): chitin binding
Source: RefSeq, a predicted model, not a curated record